Carcharodon carcharias (great white shark) is the source of this 1935-nucleotide messenger RNA. RefSeq names its product zinc finger protein 239-like. NCBI's taxonomy places the organism in Eukaryota, Metazoa, Chordata, Chondrichthyes, Lamniformes, Lamnidae. The transcript has 2 exons. Gene Ontology annotation, molecular function: RNA polymerase II cis-regulatory region sequence-specific DNA binding; DNA-binding transcription factor activity, RNA polymerase II-specific. The record is from RefSeq and is a predicted model, not a curated record. The coding region runs from base 419 to 1429 and encodes 336 amino acids. Gene Ontology annotation, cellular component: nucleus. Gene Ontology annotation, biological process: central nervous system development; regulation of transcription by RNA polymerase II.
UGAACGAAGAUUGAGCUUCACAGACGAAAACUUCCUCCUGUGUCCAACAUCUCAGGAUAUUAGAAGGGGAGGAUUUGCUGACAGAAAUCUCAAACCAAACAUCAUGUCAAGAUCUGACAGACUCACUCGACUCAUCGGGACCUGAAUAUGAUCAGCCUUUGAAUCUAGAAGGAGAAAUGUUUGUCUGUUUUGUUUUCUUCAAAAGGUUUUAAACAUCAGUGUGUCUGCAAAAGCAUGAGACACACACACCCCGAGUGAGAGUGUUCCAGUGCACUGACUGUGGAAAAAUCUUUAACCAGUUUCUCAGCUUGAGAAAAACAUCACCAUUCAAAGCGGCGAGAGACCGUACACGUGUUCUGUGUGAGUACGAGGCUUCAACUGAUCAUAGAACCUGGAGAGACACAAGGACACGAACACCAUGGAGAAACCGUGGAAAUGUGGGGACUGUGGGAAGGGAUUCAGAUCCCCAUCUGCAUUGGAAACUCACUGGCGCAGUCACACUGGGGAGAGGCCAUUCACCUGUUCUGAGUGUGGGAAGGGAUUCACUCAGUCAUCUCACCUGCAGACACACCAGCGAGUUCAUACUGGGGAGACACCGUUCACUUGCCCUGAGUGUGGGAAGGGAUUUAGUCAGUUAUCCAGCCUGCAAUCACACCAGCGAGUUCACACUGGGGAGAGACCAUUCACCUGUUCUGAAUGUGGGAAGAGAUUCACUAAUUCAUCCCACUUGCAGAGACACCAGCGAGUUCACACUGGGGAGAGGCCGUUCACCUGCUCGGAGUGUGGGAAGGGAUUCAGUGAUUCAUCCCCCCUGCUGAUGCACAAGCGAGUUCACAGUGGGGAGAGGCCGUUCACCUGCUCUGAGUGUGGGAAGGGAUUCACUCGGUCAUUCUACCUGCUGUCACACCAGCGAGUUCACACCGGGGACUGGCUUGUCUGUUCUGAAUGUGGGAAGAGAUUCACUCGGUCUUGCGAUCUGCUGGCACACCAGCGAGUUCACACUGGGGAGAGGCCGUUCAUCUGUUAUGUGUGUGGAAAGGGAUUCCCUCGGUCAUCCACCCUGCAGACACACCAGCGAGUUCACACCGGGGAGAGGCCGUUCAUCUGUUCUGAGUGUGGGAAGGGAUUCACCCGGUCAUCCGACCUGCAGAAACACCAGCGAAUUCACACUGGGGAGAGGCCGUUCACCUGUUCUGAGUGUGGGAAGGGAUUCACUCGGUCAUCUCAUCUGCUGGUACACCAAAGAGUUCACACCGGGGAGAAGCCAUUCACCUGCUCUGAGUGCGGGAAGGGAUUCAGUGAUCCAUCCACCCUGCUGAGACACCAGCGAAUUCACACGAGGGAGAGGCCGUUCGCACGCUCUGAGUGUAGGAAGAAAUUCACUUGUUCAUCCGAGCUGCUGACACACCAUGACAGUCACACUGAUUAGAGACCUUUUAGAUGCUCUGACUGUGAUUGUCGAUUAUGUCAAUUGAGGUUAAGUAUAUGCAGGUGGACAUCAUGGAUUGGAUAGUUACUUGAGCAUAUAUAAAAAGACCCUUAUUGACAGAGUGGAGUCGAGUCAGAAGGUAUAUACCCAUAAUGUUUCACUCAGUGAAUAAAUCUAUACCUAGUAAAGAUUGGCUCCGGUUUCUUCCUCCACCAUCAGGUUCUUAGGAUUAUAACAUGGUAGCAGAGAAUGCAUGUUUAAUGGUGAAGGUUGGAAACUAAAGGAAAAUAAAACUUCACACCGAAACUUACAACCUUAGUAGCUUUUGUGAGAAAUGGCUGAAAGCAAGUGCAAAUUGUCAGGGUCUGAUUACCCGCCGAUGUUCUCGGAGUCUGAGCCACACGACCAGUGGAAGAAUGAAGUGGAUAUGUGGACACGGGUUACGUCUCUACCAAGGAGGAAACAAAAUCUGGUCUUGGCAUUGUCACUUACCAACAAAAGUAAAA